Prorocentrum cordatum is the source of this 188-nucleotide messenger RNA. NCBI's taxonomy places the organism in Eukaryota, Dinophyceae, Prorocentrales, Prorocentraceae. The record is from the annotation of a GenBank genome assembly.
CGCGGGGCGAGCCCUACGCCGCCCUGCCAAGGGGAGGCCCCCCCCCGCGGCGCCUUGCGCGACCUGAGAGCCAAGCACGCGGCGCUCGCGCGCGAGCAGCGGCGGCUCCGCGUCGGGCACGCGGAGCUGCAGGCCGAGGUGCUGGCCUGGCGCGAGGAGGCCUCGCAGGGCGCCCAGCGCCUCCGCGC